UGCUGCGGGGGCCGCGCCGAGGGGAGGCGGCGGCCGUCAGCGGCGGCGCUUGGCGGGGCCCGGCCGCCCCACCGCCGGCCCGCGGCCAUCCUGAAAUUAUGUGGAAAUGGGGUAGUGGAGAAGAUUCUCCUUCCAAAACAGCAGCUGCAGGCUCCCAGGAUGCGAGCAGCAUGUCGGUGACGGAUCUGGCCGAGCAGCUGGCCAGCACCGAGCAGCUGGUGGCGCAGCUGAAGGAGCUUGUCAGGGAGAAGGAUGCUGAGCUUCGCAAGAAGGAUCUCCAGUUCAAGGAGGAGAAGGAAUCUGCUGAUGCCAAACUCUCCAAGUUGAAGCUACAGAACAAAGCCAAGGUUGCUUCAUUAACCUCACAGUUAGAAGAGCUUAAGAAACAGUUACCAGACUCAGGAGGAUUAGAGGGGAAAGCAGAACCAAAGAAGGCAUCGAAGGAUGGUGACCAGGAAAAUGCUGCAGCAAAUCGUGGGAAAAUCCUAGUACUGAGGAGGAGGAUUGAGGAGCUGGAGGGCCAGAUCACACAGAAAAAUGAAGAGCUGCAGAAAAAGAGCGUGGAGCUGGAGGCCCAGCGCUGCCGUGGGGCUGAAAUGGAUGCCAUGCUGGCAGAGAAAGAGAAGAAGUUAGCUGAGAGAGAUGCUUACAUCAUAGAUUUACAGAUGGCCUGUGGCUCAGGUGCUGCUUCCAGUGAAGUACUCCUGCCUAAUGAAGAGCUGAAGAAUCAGCUGGCUGUUAAAGAGUCAUCGCUGCAAAGCAUGGAGGUUCUGGUGCAGAACCUUACCAAGAAGGUUGGAGACAGCGAAGAAAAGUGUAGCUUGUUCCAGGAACAGAUUGAGAGUCUUAAAAAUAUCCAGAACAAAGAGAGGGAAAGUUUCCAGGGGAAAGAAGCUACCUACAUGGAAAAUGUACGUGUGUUUCAAGAUAUUAUCCGGGAAAAGGAAAAGGAGCUGGAAGCGCAGAGAGAGAAGCAUGAGCAGGAGCUCUUUAAACUGGCUGCUAAAUCUGAUGCAAGUGCUGACCUGGAACAGCUACUAAAGGCCUUGAAACAGAAACUCCAUGAAAAGGAAGAAGUCAUGCUGGGCAGGACACAGGUGAUAGAUGUCUUGCAAAAGGAACUGGAUGCCAAAGAGCAGCAGUUGCAGGAAAUCAGUGAAAACCUGAAGCGUCUUCUGUCUGAAAAAGAAAACCUCCAGUCUAAGCUGGAUGCUGAGAAACAUGUAAUGAGAGCCCAGUUACGAGACAUGAUGGAGAAACAUGAGCUUGAAAUGACAAAAGUGAAGGAGAAAUAUAAUGCUGAACUGCAUGAAAUUAAAGAGAAACAUGAAACCGAGCUGCAAGAGAAAGACCAGGCCCUGUUCCAGCUCAAGAAACAGGUGGCAGAAUUGAGUGGUGGCAAAGAGAGUAACUCCAAAGAAGUUCAUCUGGAGUCUGUAACCAAAGAGAAGAUGGAAGGUUUAGAAGCCCAAGUGAAACUGAAAACAGAAGAGGCCAGCAAAUCUGAAGCCAAGUUUCUGAAAAUGAAGGCCUGGUCUAAGUCAAGAAUCAAGCAGCUGGAGGAUGAACUCAAACGUUUCUCCUCAAAGGAUAACGAUGUGUCCGCCUUGAACGGUCGUGUCUCCCAGUUACAAAUGGAAAAUGAAGAGCUGCAGGCAAAACUGCAAUCCCUACAUGAAAUCAGAACCCAAAAUGAGGAACUGCUGACUAAGCUGGAACUCUAUGAAGAGCAGCAGAGGAAGUUGCAAGCUGAUCUUGACCAAGUUACCAAGAGGGCAGCAUCACAGGCCAGUGAAUCAGGCAGUGUGGAUGAACUGCAGAGUCAGCUCCUGGAGUGGCAAGAGAGUGUACCAGAGUCAGAGGAGUCCCGUGAUCAAGUCAGAGAAGAGAAAUCAGCCAUGGCCCUGAGAAUGGCUCAGAUUGAGGAGGAGAGAGAAGCCAUGGUCUCAGGGCAACAGGAGCUGGAGGAGGAACUGGCCACAGUUCAAGGAAUGGGCAGGCUGCCGCAGGCAAGAAGAAAAAGCAAUCAGAGCAACAGGAAGCUUCAGGAGGAAUACAGCUUUGAUGGGAAACCAUGCUUUCAGGAGCUGAAUGUCACCUUGGCCAGCACCGAUUCAGCUGAAGGAGAAAACAUGGGAGGUUGGUGGCCAGAGUACACUUCACCUAAUGCAGGCUUACGGAGUGUGGUCGAGGAGCUGGAAUUGGAAAGAAAUCAACUGCAGGAACAAAUCCUUUGCCUGGAAGAGCGUUGUCAGGAUUUGGAAGACAGAUUGCAGCUUCAAGGCAGAAUGGAGGCUCUUCAGAAUGAGAACGACCGUUUGCAGGCUCAGCUCAGCCAGCUGCGCAGCCAGCAAGCACGAGAUGUGGAAAAGCAUCAGAUCCUGGUCUCUGGCUUGAAUGAGCAGCUUAAAGGAUUAAGUGACAGAAAUAGCUUCCUUGAAAAUUCACUUGGAGAAAAAGAACAAAAACUGUUGAGCACGACAGAAAAACUGGAACAAAUUGAAACGCUGAGGAAACUGCUUCAAGAAAAGGAUCUUCUGAACAAAGAGCUUGGGGAAAAGCUCAUGCAUACUGAGCAAAAACUGAAUGAAGCCUCAAAGAAGUGCAGUGUGCUUGAAGUGGAGAACACUGAGCAGAAAACAGUCAUCAGUGAUCUAACAGAAAAAGUUGCUACACUGAAGGAAAAGACCUUGAAACAAGACGGCAUGGUAGAGUCGAUGCAGCUGGAUCUGGACCAGACCACCGAAGAGCUUGACAAAUUGAAUACAAGCCAUUUGGAGGAAAGGUCUCAACUUAUUCAAGAUCUUCAGAAAUGUGAAAGAGAAAUUGAUACUCUUAAAGAAGCACUGGCAGAAAAAGACAGGGAGAUGUCUGCCCUGUCUUUGAAUAUGACAGAAUAUUCUGAGCAGGUUAUCAUCCUGAAGCAGCAAGUGCAAUGCAAAGAGGAAGAAAUCCGAGGGAUGGAAGAGGCUUUAUCAAAGGCUGAAAGGGAAACUCAUUUACUGAAAGAAGUGCAAACAGCUGAUGUAAGAGAUGCAAGUGUGAAGAUAUCUGUUCUCUCUGAGCAGAGUAAUGCCAUGAGGUUAGAGCUGGAAAGGCUUAGAGUUGAGAAUGAGGCUAAAUCCAGAGAAAAUGAGGAACUAUUAAAACAAAGCAGUGAGAACAGCAUCACAAUUAAGGAUCUCCGUGCUGAAAUCAAGGCCAACAGUGCUGCAUACCAUAACAAACUUGCAGAGUGUGAGUCACAAAUUACUUUGUUGAAAGAACAAAUCAGUAAAUCUUCUGAAAAGCUACAAGAGAUGGAGGAUAAACAAAGGAAAGAAACCGAAUAUUUGAAAUCUCAGCUUGAGGAAAACAAUACUCUAGAGGAAAAAUGGAACAGUGUGCUUAAAGAGAAAGAGAGCAAAGCACAGACACUUGAAAAUGAGUUAAAAUCAAUUAAAGAUUCAUACAACAAACUGGUUUUGGAAAAUAGCAAAAGAGAUGAGGAGUUGGCCGAGUUGUCUGGGAAGCUUAAAGAAGGUACUGAGCUCCAGGAAACAAUUAAAAGAGAGCUACAAGAGAAACAAGAGUUCGUUAUUUCCUUAGAGCAGAAGCUUGGGCGUUUGGAGGAGCAAAGUAAAGAGACUGAAGUUAAAUUAACUGGAGAACUGAAAGCCAAAGAGGCAUGUUGCAAGGAACUUAAUAACCAAUUAAAUGAAGUUCAUAAGCAAAUUAACAGAAUGGAAACGGAGGCACGGGAGAAAGACUCGGCUAAUAAACAAUUGCAGGCAGAUCUGGAGGGGAAAGGAGAAAGAUUGGCAGAGCAAAUAAAAGCAAAUGAGCAUCUGCAAAAAAAUCUAGAUAUGGUGGAAAAAGAGAAGGAACAGCUAAUGAGUGAAAAGGAGAAUUUGUCCAAACUCCUGGAUGCAAAAGAGUGUGAAUUGCUAAGGCAAACCCAGGCUGUGGCAGAAAUAGAGAAUAAGUUAUCUGCUAGCACUGCUGAGUACGAAAAAUCUCUUUCGAGACUGCACUGCGAUAAAAACACUCUGGCAAAAGAGAUUGAACAACUUUCAGUACUUGCCCAGCAAAAAGAGAAGUCAGUUGCAGAACAGCUGCAGGAGAAAACAAAAGAAUGUAAUGUGCUGGCUGAUCAGUUGCUGGAAAGCAAGGAACAGACACAGCAGUUGCAUGAACAAAUGCAAUCACUUGUCAUUCAGCUGGAGGAUGCUAGGGACAAAGAAAUAAAGAAAGAAGAGAUGUUAAAUAAUAAAUUAUCUGAAUGCAGUAAUCUAACUCAGGAGCUCAGUGACAAUAAGGCAAAGAAUUUACUGCUGCAGGAACAAAUUCAAAGAGUAACUUUGGAUAUUGAAACUGCAAACAGGUCUCUAGAAGAGAAAAUCCUUCAGAACGAUUCAUUGCGUAAGGAAGUUGAAGGGAGUAAGCUUUGUAUUGUAGAGCUGCAGGAGAAAAUAGCAAACCUUAAAGAUGAAAAAACAAAAUUAUCUCAGUUGGUAGAGGAAAGAGACCUGGCUGUCAAAAGUCAGGGUUCAGAACUUGAGAAGUGUCAUAGGCAGGUUUCUGAAAAACUGGAAGAAAGUGCAGUGUUGAAUAAUCAGCUGCAGCUAUUAAUCAAAGAAGUGGAUGUGCUUAGGCAUGAAAAGGAGAGCUGCUCAAGCUUACUGAGCGAGAAGUCACGUGAAUGUGAAGUUCUCCAGUCACAGCUGGUGCAGCAGCAGGCUGAAAUUACUUCAGCAAGGCAACAAGCAUGUGCAGCAGCUCUUGAGAAUGACAAGUUGAAAGUGGACAUUGAAAUGGUUAACCUUACAGUGAGACAAAAGUCAGAGGAAGUAGCUGCUUUAACUUCACACUUGUCCCAACAAAGUCAUAAUAUUUUAGCCCUGAAGGACCAAAUUGAUUGCCUGUUGCUUGAAAAAGAAAACUUGAAAGUUGUCUGUGAGGAAAAAGAAACUCUCCUUUCUGAAAAGGAGGCCUUGAUGGAGCAAAUGAGAGAUAGUAAAAUGGCAGGAGAGGGGCAAUACAUGCAAAUCAUUUCAGACCUGCAAAACCAAAUACAAGGCCUCGGUUCUGAAAGGAGCCAGCUUAGACAAGCAGUGCAGGAAAAGGAAAAUGAAUAUAAGAAGCAAGCCCAAGAAUUAAUAUUAUUGAAAGAUAAAUCUGAAGAGGCUGAUGUACUUAGGGUUCAACUGUCUGAGAAUAUGGAGGUUAUUUCUGCCCUCCAGUAUCAGCUUAAAAAUGCAACAGUAAAGUCCUCCCAGUUGAAUGAUUCAAUUGUGCAGAAGGAUGAGUCACUAAAACAAAAGGUAGAUGAAUGCAUCAGUUUAAAAGCACAUCUUUCUGCUUUGCAGGAGUCUUCUGCUUUGCAGGAGAACCAGUUAAAGCUUUUAGCCUCUGAAGCUGAGCAACUGAAAGGACUUGUUGCAGAAAAAGAAUUAGCCAUCAACAAUAUUUCACUAUGCAGUGAGAAAUUAAAGAUGCAGCUUCAAGAGAAAGAGAAUGAAUGUAAGGUCUUAAAGCAGCAGGUGGUGGAGCUGGAGGAAGUGAGAGGGAAUUUACAGAAAGAAAUACAACGUCAGAAGGAUGUAAUAACUGAGAAGGACCUGUCCUUAACAGAAAAGGAAUCGUCUCUUAGGGAAAAUAAAAGCCUCCUGGAAACUCUGAAGGAGAAAGAAAGGAAGGAUGAAGAGAAGACCAAUUUAAUUUCUCAUUUCCAAGGGCAGAUAGAUGAGCUAACGAGAGAACUACAGAAAUCUGAGCAACUGGUCCGUGAGAAGGAAAAUGCCUUUUUAUCUCUUCAGGAGAAAGUUGGAGCAGAGUAUGAACGAAGAACUGAAAUGAAUGCAGCCCUGGAGAAAAAAGAGGAGGUUAUUGCUGACCUGCUGAGUUCUUUAAAGGAGAAGGCCAGCAGUCUAGCGCUGGCAGAUGGCAACGUUCGUGAUCUUUCCAGUGAGAUUGAGGUGCUCAGAGGCAAACUAGAGAGAAGUGAUGCAGCCAUGAAAAGCCUUACUAAAGAAUUGCAGGAAAAGAGUGAGAAGCUUGAUAUUAAUCAGAAGAAAAUGGAUUCUUUGGCUGUGGAGCUUGACAGCCUUAAAAAUGAACACCAGAAAGCACUGGACCAAGUAAGAACGUGGGAAGAAGAGGCACGGCAGAAAGAAGCGGCUGUGGAGGCUCUGCGUGUGAAGCGCACGGAGCAGGCAGACAGCAUCGCACGUUUGCAGUCGGAGCUGGACAGCCUGCGUUCCAAAGCGGCUCGAGACUGCCGUGACAAUGAGCUUUUGGUAGGCAGUCUGCAGAGCCAGCUGGAGUCUAUAGGGAGAGAAAACAAACUGUUGCAGGAAGAUGCUGAUAAACUGAUGGUGGAAAACACACAACUUAGUGCCUCCCAAAAUGAUCUGCAGAAGAAAUUGGAAGAGCUCCAAGAAAUCAAGGAAAAGCUAGAGACCAGUGAGAAUUAUUCAAGAAUGCAGAUAGAUGCUGUCAGACUGCAGAUGAAGACUGAAAAUGAGAAGUUACAGAUGCAGGUUAGUGCAAAGGGUGAAGAACUUGCUAAAUUAGAACUUAAAUACAAAACUCUAGAACAGAGUCUGCUUGAGUCAGAAAACACAUGGGUGACAGAGCUCGAUAGGGCAACCUUACAAAAUACUAACCUUACUGAGCAAUUGAGCAGCUUAGAGAAUGAGAUGAAAUCAAAGGAUAGCAAAAUGCAGUUUUUGCAGCAAGAGCUGGAUCUUAUAAAAGAGGAAUUAACUCAAAGCUUAUCUCCAUUACUUAGCAGCAGGCUUUUAUGUAAAGAAAAGAAGUCGCAGACUUCAGCCUCUGAGCUACAGCUAACUGAUACUAAAGUUCAGUUGGAAAAAUUCUCCACUCUGGUAACCGCUAUUUUGAGCAGAGAAACGGAAGGGGAGCAGUGGCAACUGAUGCUUGUAGAAAAGCAGAAAGAAAUAGACACCAUGAAAGAUGAAUUAAAAAGUAUGCAGUCACUUGAGAAGCAGAAGGAGCUGCUGCAGAAUGAUAUGGAACAGAUGAAGGGCAACUACCAAUCUGAAAUUGAAUGUCUGUCAGCAGAAAUGGCCUCAGUCAAGGAAACACUACAAACCCAGCAGUCUCUCUGGCAAGAAAGGGAAGAGUCUUUUGCAGAACUGAAUAAGCAGGUUGAAUUUCUUCAAGGCAAGAUAAAUCAGUCAGAAGAGAUAGUAAGAACCAGUCAAGAAAAAUUGUACCUCGAAAGUAAGAAGGUAGCAAGUCUCCUUGAAGAAAUAGGGAAUAAAGAUCAACUCAUCCAAAACUUAACUUCCCAGGUGAAUCAGCAGAAGAAUUUAAUUGCUGGUCUAAGCCAGCAACUGAAAGAAAAGGACUCUUCUGUUACCCAGAUUAUGGAGUCGUUGUCUAAUGAGAUGCUGAAGUUUUCUGAAGAGAGAAAUGCAUUAAACACCAAACUGCAAGGCCUGGAAGCUGCCCAUAACAAUUCUUUAGGAGAAUUGACCAGAGCCUUGCAGGAGCUUGAGGAUUGUAAGAAAGAACUGGAGCAGAGUCGGGUGGUGUUGAGCAGUAGAGAAGCUGCAUUUCAAGAGCUGAUGAAUGAAAAAGAGGAGGUGCAGCUCAAUCUUGAGAAAAUGGGCAAAGAGAAAGACAAUCUGAAGAAGAAACUUCAAGCAGCAUUGAUAGUGAGAAGAGAUCUAAUGCAGAAAGUUGGAAGAUUAGAGAAGUGUGGGCAAGAAGAACUAGAGAAAGAGCAAAGAAAAGCAGAGGAGCUGUUGAAGGAUGUUAAUGAGUUAUCAGAGAAGCUGAAGCUAGUUGAAGUACAAAAUAAAGAUUUUGAGUCUCAUCUUGGAACUCUGAAGCAACAACUUUUAGAAAGAGAUGCGAAAAUAAAUGAUUUGACCACAACCUUGUCUGCAAAAGCCUCUUCCUUCCAGCAACUUCAGGACCAUGUUGCAGAACUAAAUGAUGUCGUUGCUGAAAAGCAAAAGGUAUGUGAGCAGAACCUGAAGUCUUUAGAGGAAAAGGACCUCAUGCUUGCUCAUAUGCAGUCUCUGCUGGAUGAGAAAGCAAGUGCAUAUGAAGAGCAACGCUCUCGGCUGCUCUUAGCACUCGAAGAAGUUAAGAAAAAGGAAGAGUUGUUGAAAAAUACCAGUUCAGAAGAGCCUGAUUGGAGUGCUGGGGACAGGAAGAAGUGUCUGGACCCCAAGGAUGACACUAAUGUCACAGAUCAGUUAAAGCAGGAAAAAGAAAGGAAUUUGGAAUCAGACAAAGCAAGAAGCAAGGUUCAGGUUGUGUCCUUAAAAGAGUCAGGAAACACCAUCAAUUCAGAGGCAAGCGAAGACACUGAGUUAAAAGAACUAAGAAACCUUAAUGCACAACUUCAGGAGGAAACAGAAAUGUUCAAGAAAGAAUUGAGAGCAAUAUCAAUUGAAUUUGGUGAUGAAAGAGAAGAAAGAGUCAACUUAAACCCUUUGAGACAGCAGGAGCAGCACCAGGAGCAAUCUAAGGGCAGCUUUUUGGAGGACAUUAAGUGGCUACAGAAAAAGUUGAGAGCGUAUGAGGCUGAAGCUGUGGAUAUCAGGACAGUGCUUGAACGUGUGAAUGAGGAGAAGGAAGCACUUACUAAACAAAGGGAAGAGGAUUGCAGGAUGAGCCAGGAGCAGCUGCAGAGACUGAGAGUUGAAGCUGAGGAGCAGGUGGCUGCAAAGAAUGAGGAAAUAGAAGCCUUGCGUUGUUCACUGACGGAUUUCAAAGAUAAACUUGAUCUGGAGAAGGAACUACUAAGGGAAGCUAUGAAGAGGGUUGAAGAAGAGGCCGACCGUUACAAAACAGCCUUUGAAGAAGAGAGGAGUGCAAAAGAGAAACUUGCCAGUGGUUUGGAAAAGUCCAAUUUGGAGCUCAUUAAUAUGAAAAAGGAGGCAGAACGCUUCAGUGAAGAAAACAAAGGACUGCUGACAGAGCUGUGUCUGCUCCGUGAGAAGGCUGAGGUGAGACCUGUGGGGUCGUGCAAGGAGGAAGGAAACGAUGCUGAGAAAGAAGUGGGAGAGUUCUGUUUGGAAAGCAAUUCCCCUCAGGGAAAGCUGCAAAGUAAAGGCUCCUCUUUUCCACUGUCAGAGACUGAUCACUCCAGGGAAACUGAACUGAGAGAAGCAGCACAGUGUCAAAUCCAGAAAGAAACCCCAAUGGUGGAAGAGCCACUGGCAAAGGCUGUGAAUGGGAAUGACGCAGGAGAGCAGAGAACCGCAGCAGAAGAGAAGCCCAGGGAGCGCCUGCAGAGGAAACUGCAGGCGGCUUUAAUAUCGCGUAAAGAAGCCCUGAGAGAAAACAAAUGUCUGAAAGACCAGAUUGAUAAGCUGAUGUUGGAAAGAGAAGAGCUGGUCAACAAGACAGGGAUGCUUGAACAUUUGUUGGAGCUUGGUAGAGAAAGCCAAAGUUCCAGCACUGUUUCUCCGCUGCCUGGAGAGGAGAGCCUCGUGUCUGAAAAUGCCAGGCUGCUGACCGAGAAUGAAAACCUCACUGCGGCCUGUGAAAGUCUGAAAUCCACCAUGGAGACUAUAGUUCAGGAAAAAGAGGCCUUUUCUUUCCAGCUGAACACCUUAAAAGAUUCUCAGACAGUUGAAUUAACAGGAUGGAAAGCUAAACAUAGUGAAUUAAAGCAGGAGUAUGAAUCACUUCUUCAGGCCUAUGAGAAUAUCAGUAGUAAAAUAGCAGAUAUGAGGCAAGUUAUUGACCUCAGUAGAAAAGAGAAGCAGGAGGCUAUGCAAAGACUGAGGGAAGGACAAUCUGAGAAGGAGGCUCUUGAGAAGCAUUUACAAAAACUCACUGAUGAAAAUGAGGUUAUUAAGAAUCAACUGAAGCAACUCGGUGAAUCCAAGAAAACAGAGGUUGAAGAACUGCAAAGCAAAGCAGAGAGGCAGAUACGUGAGCAGGAGGCAAGGAUGCAAGAGCACCAGGAUCGUCUUCAUGAACUCACCCAACAGAAUCAUCAGCUAAUGGAGGAAAAUGAGCAGCUGAAAUUAACUUCUGAAAACUUAAAGCAAGCUUUAGAGAAAAUUCAAGAUGAAAAUGAUACCCUUCAUAAUAACAUCACUGUAACUAAAGCAGCUUUGGGAGAGCUCCAGGUUCAGAUGGAAGUGUACCAAAAUGAUAUGCAGUCUAAAAUCAGUGAUGCUUUAUGUGAGAAUGAAUCACUGUUGAAGGACAUUAAUGUAUUAAAAGAUAAGCUCUCAGAUAAAGAACAAGAUGUGCUUGUCCUGGAACAAGAAAGAAAACUGAUUUCAGAAAAAGCCAAAGAGACUGAAAAAUCUUUGGACCAUAAAAGUCGCUGCCUAACAAAGCUGGACAUGGAAUGUAAAAGUCUUACCCAAGAGAUUGUUAGUCUAAAUGAAAAGGUUAAGAUUUUAGAGGAUGAUAAAUGUCUGCUGCAGGAGGAGUUAGAAAACGUGCAAGAGAGUUCUUACAAAGUAAAGAACGAGAGAGAAUUUCUUGAGACUGAGUUGCUUAAUCACGUCAAAAAAGUUGAUCAUCUCACCGACAGAAUGAAAUCAGCACAGGUACAGAACAACUUGCUCUUACAGCAGCUGGAAGAGCUAAAGGCAGAAAAGCACAAUGUGAUUAGGGAGAAAGAAGAACAGCAGCUACACCUUGUCAGGGUGUUUGAGGAGAAGGUGAAAAGUGCUCAGAGGGAUACCAGUGGAAGCAAGAGCAAAACUAAGGAAUUGCAAGAGCUCUUGAAGGAGAAGCAGCAGGAGAUCAACCAUUUGCAAAAGGACUCUAUAAAGUUCCAAGAGCUGAUCCUAGAUUUGGAAAAAUCUGUGAAACUGUCACAGUCAGAAAGUGAAAAGUUUGAGAAGGACUUGAGGAAUAUGUCAGAAAAGCUGGCAAAGUCCAAUGAAGAAAGACACCAGCUCAAGGAAAAGCUCGCUUUGCAGAUGAACCUGUUGGAUCAGUCAAAGAAUGAAGUGGGCAGGCUUAGAGAAGAAAAUCUAAGCUGGCAAAAAGAGCUUAAGAAGAAGGAGGAGGAGCUACAAAUCCAAAAGGGAGAAUAUGAGAGAAAAUUGGAAUUCAAUCUUCAACAGCUAAAAUUGCUUCACAAAAGAGAGUUUUUGAACCUGGAGGAAAGACACGGUGCCCUUGAGAGAGAGAAAGACAGGGCACUAAGUGAGAUCCAGGGGCUGCAAGGAGAGGUCAGCAUGAGGGACUCUCAAAAGAAGCAGCUUCAAGCAGAUCUGAAUGCAGCUCUGGCACGAUUAGCUGCCUUCACCAAGUGUAUGUCCUCCCUGCAGCACGACCGGGACAGGGUCAUCACAGAAAUGCAGACCUGGGAGGCGCAGUUCAAGGAGGUGAUCCAGAGCAAAGAGAAGCAGAUUGAAGAGGGGAAUAAAAGAAUGUUGUCUUUACAAGAUGAAUUGAAAGACAAAAUUGCCCAGAUUCAAGAACUGAAUAUCAAAUGUUCUGUGGUAGAGGAAACAAAGGAUGAGCUGUAUUUGAGACAGAAAUCUGUUGACAGACAGCGCUGCGAAGAGCUCUGCAGAAUAAAGGAAGAAAACACCUUUUUUAUCAACAGGCAGCAAGAACUGGAGAGUGUUCUUCAGUCCAAAGAAGCAGCUCUGCAAGCACUCCUUAAAGAAAAUAGUUCUCUUAAUCAUCUUGUAGAGAAUAGUAAAAGCACAGGAAAAGAGAUAAAAGCUCUGGAAAGUAAUUUUACCCGACAGGAGCAAGAGCUGCAACAGCUUCUGUCUGAGAAGGAAAAAAUGAAUGCUGAAUUGCAAAAGCAGGUUACCGUCUCUGAGCAAAUGAAGGUCAUGCUCAAUAAUAAAGACAAAGAAAUUUCCUUGCUCCUUUCUUCAAAAGGUGAUGACAUUUCUGAUUAUCUGAAUCAGAUACAGACUCAACACAGAAACCAAAUCCAAGAGUAUGAGCUGCAGCUAAGGUCUCUGCAGACAGAGAGACAACAAUCUGCAGAGGCCUGUCAAAGGCUGGAAAGCGAACUGAGGAACCUCCAGAUGAAAGCAGACAAAACAGGUGAAGAGAAGGCUGCAAUUGCCAGUGAAAUAGAUGCCUUUAAAAGAUCAAUGUCAUCCCUGCAGAACGAUCGAGAUCACCUUCUGUCCAAGUACAAGGAGCUGGAGCAGCUUCACCAAGAGGUCUUAAGUCAGCGGAACAGUCUCCUGGUUGGCAAUGCGAGUGAGAACAACGCUUUGAAGGAAGAGCUGAGGGUACUCCUCAAUCAGAUAGAUGAUCUGCAUUCUCAGAAUGCAAUGCUAAGUGCACAGCUGAUAAAGUACAGGGAAGACCUUAACCAAGUGUUAUUUCUGAAAGACCAUCAGCUGAAAGACUUACUUAAGCAGAAAUUGGACUGCAUUAAAAGCCUUGAACAAGAGAAGUACGAUCUUCAAAAACAAAUCAAAGACAUUCAGCUUUCCAGCGAGGUGCAGAAGGAGGCAGCUGUGUCUUUGGAGCAUGAGAAUAAAAAGUUAGUGUCCAAAUUGAAGGACUUAGAAUCUUUAAUUGCAUCAUUAAACAAAGAGAAACUGGUUUCUGAAUCUGGAGAGAAACUGCUCCCUAGUGGUAGUGUUCAGAAAAAAGAGUGGGUGUCAAAUGGACAGUAUGGAGAGAACCUGCAGAAGAAGGUUCAAGAAGCCCAGAAGUCAAGGGACAGAAAUGCUGAGGAUGCAGAUGAGGGCUACAGUAAGACUCUUUCGACUCUUGAGCGUGGAGAUGAACCUGAUGCUUUUGCAGAGAAAAUGAUGCUGGAAGUUCAGUCUCAGAACAGUGAGCUGAGGUCCCAAAAUGAGGCCUUUGGGAGGGCAAUGACUGCCCUGCAAAACGACCGAGACAGGAUAAUAGAGGACUUCAAGGUACUUCAGAGCAGGUACACAUCCGAACUCAAGACUGAAAAAAAGAAAGGAGAUGAACUUGAAGCUGAGCUGGAUGGUUUUAAAUUGCAUCUUAUCAGUGUGCUCAAAGAAAAUUCUCUCCUGAAUCAGGCUCUUUUUGAUGCUGCAGAGAAGGUGACACUUGCCCAGAUUGCUGAGGAGAUUGAAAAGCUCUGUAGGACGUUAGUCAGUCGAGGGAUGGAGGUUAGCAGGCUCUCGUCUGAGUGUGGCAAUUACCUUCACCAGCUUGAAGCGUUUGCCAAGGCUAUGGCCAGCCUUCAGGAUGACCGAGACAAGCUGCUGCAGGAGCUCAGCAGUCAGAAGGCUAAAGAAGGAGCCAGCCAUGCAGCCCUUGAAAUAUCAAAACUGAAGACCAAAGUUGAUGAUUUGGAGAAGGCACUGCAGCAGACCAAAGCCUUCCAAGCAGAAACUGAGAGAGAGAUUGCAUCAUACCAGAAUGAGCUUGCUGGAUUAAGAAUGGAGAAGACCCUUCUCCUCUCAGAGUCCCAGGCACUGCAACAUCAGUGCCAGCUCACAGUGGCUGAGAAGGACAGGCAGAUUGCAGAACUGCAGAAGCUGCAGCAAGAUGUGAUUGCUAAGAGAUCCUUUUCCCCUGGCAGCAAUUAUCCAGUCAAGGCUCUGGAAGCUGCCUCCCUUGCUGGGGGUGCAGAGCUGCUGGAGGACCCCAAGCAUGUCCUGGCCGAGAAGCAGCAGCUUCAGACGGAGCUGCAGCGCUGUCUGCAGGAGAUGCACCAGAAGGAGCUGCACUUCCAGCAGGUGAAUUCCAAGGUGGUGCAGUCAGCAGAGGAGAAUGCUGUGCUGUCUGCCCAGCUGAAGACUCUCUCCCAGGCUCUGAGGGACAACCAGCUUCGGUACACUGACCUGCAGAGUCGGUACUUAAGGCUGGAGAGGGACUAUCAGACAAUGCAGGUGGCAUCUUUCCAAGGCACUGCUCAGGAUGAAAGCAGAGCAGAAGUUCCCCCUGGAGCACCACAGGAACGAUCUGCAGUUGUUGAAAUAGACAAUGUGGAGCUAAAUGAACUCAGGAAAAGGCUUGCAGAGACUGAGCAGCAGUAUGAGUCGGUGCAGCAGGCUCUGUCUCAGCUCACAGAGACACUGUCAGAAGAGAAGAGGAGGAGAGAAGCUGCAGAAGAGGCUCUUGGGCUCUGUGAGGAGCGAAGUAACAGGUUUGAAGCAGGCAGUUACAGACCUGUGCCCAGCGAAUACAGCGUUCAGCUGGAGAGCGAGGAGGAGAGGGAGGCCUUGAUCCUCAGCCCUGGGGAGCAUGUGGUGGUGAGGAAGGUGAAGGGAGGAGCCCUUUCCCUCCGCCGCUGGCUGCGAGGCCGAAGUCUCUACUGCUCCAAGCUGCUGACCUCCAGAGCCAAGUCUCGCUACCUGUUCCUCACCUACCUGCUCACCCUGCACCUGCUGGUGCUGCUCUGCCUCUCUGGGGUGCUCUGAACACAUCUGGGUGGAUGACUUCCCUCUAGCUAACGGUGUGCCAAGGUGGUGGACUUCCCACAUGCUGCUGCUACGCUAUGCACUGGACACGGUUGUUGUACACUCUCCUUGCACUACACAGACCCUGAGCUUCUGCCAAGAACUUUGUGUCUGUCACAGUGGCUCCAAAGCUGACUUGAAUUGCUCUGUACCAGUGGGAUGUUCUGUUUGCUAAGGAGAAAACCUUCCCCUCAGCCCUGCAAAGAAGCUGCUGCAGAUGAGUUAUUUAAUACUGUUGGUGAGUGGCAGUGAUUGGUUCCUGCUGAAUGGUUGUCCAGGAGAGCUUUUCUAGAGAAACUUUAUUUUAAGAGUUGAACUAUAUAAAUUCUAAAGGAAUCUCCAGCUACUACUGAUCAUUGGCUUCUUGAUUGUAACAAGAAGCUUCACAGAGUGCAAUAAAGGAAGAACUACUGGA
Messenger RNA from Dryobates pubescens (Downy woodpecker), 14775 nucleotides. RefSeq names its product golgin subfamily B member 1-like. The record is from RefSeq and is a predicted model, not a curated record. The transcript is spliced from 29 exons. Bases 99 to 14321 code for a protein of 4740 amino acids. Gene Ontology annotation, cellular component: Golgi apparatus. NCBI's taxonomy places the organism in Eukaryota, Metazoa, Chordata, Aves, Piciformes, Picidae.